Aspergillus terreus NIH2624 is the source of this 1740-nucleotide messenger RNA. Its product is annotated as sulfatase family protein. NCBI's taxonomy places the organism in Eukaryota, Fungi, Ascomycota, Eurotiomycetes, Eurotiales, Aspergillaceae. The transcript has 5 exons. The record is from RefSeq and is a predicted model, not a curated record. The coding region runs from base 1 to 1740 and encodes 579 amino acids. Gene Ontology annotation, molecular function: glycosaminoglycan binding; arylsulfatase activity; N-acetylglucosamine-6-sulfatase activity. Gene Ontology annotation, biological process: phenol-containing compound metabolic process.
AUGAAGUGGUCUCUAGGUGCCUUACUCUUCUCCGGGCUGUGUCUCGCAGCCAAGCGUCCCAACAUCCUGUUCAUCUUGACCGAUGAUCAGGACAACCACAUGGGCGGCAUUGACUCCAUGUCCCGAUUGCAGGAGUCGAUCAUCAGCAAAGGCGCCGCAUUUGAGAAGCACUUUUGCACUGUCGCCAUUUGCUGUCCUUCCCGAGCGAACCUCUGGACCGGCCGCAUGCCCCAUAACAACAACAUCACGGACGUAGCUCCGCCGUACGGCGGAUACCCACAGGUGGUCAAGUUGGGAUGGAACGACAACUACCUGCCGCUGUGGAUGCAGGAUGCCGGGUACAACACCUACUAUGUCGGUAAGUUGUGGAACUACCAGAACAUCGACAACUACAACGACCCGCCGCCGCGGGGGUUCAACGGAUCCGAGAUCAGCCUGGACCCGUACACGUAUCAGUACUACAACAGCAUGAUGACACGCAAUGGCGGCGAGCCGGUCAGCUAUGCGGGCCAGUACAUCACGGAUGUGAUGACGGAGAAGGCGCAUGGCUUCCUGGACGAAGCGCUGGCGGAUGAGCGGCCGUGGAUGAUGACGGUGGCCCCCGUGGCGCCGCAUUCCAACGGCACGUUGGAGAUCCACUCGGGCGUUUUUUGGCAGAGCCAGCCGGAGUAUGCCCCGCGGCAUGCCCAUAUGUUCAAAGACUACAAGAUCCCCCGGGAUGCAAGCUUCAACGCCGCGAUCGAUGGAGGGGUGAGUUGGAUUGGGAAGUUGGAUGCGUUGAAUGAUAGCGUGAUUGAGUACCACGAUGAGUAUCAGCGGUGUCGACUUCGCUCACUUCAGGCGGUCGAUGAGAUGGUCGAGAGUCUGGUCUCGCGCUUGGAAGAAGCCGGCGUGUUGGACACCACGUACAUUUUCUACUCGACCGACAAUGGCUACCAUAUCAGCCAGCAUCGACUGGCCCCUGGAAAGGAGUGUGGCUUUGAUACGGACAUUCACAUUCCGUUGUAUGUCCGCGGACCGGGUAUCCCUGAGAACAAGACGUUCAGCGCCGUCACCAGUCACACCGACUUGGCGCCGACGUUCCUUCGGAUCGCGGGGACCACGACGGAUGGACUUGAUGGUAAACCGCUGCCCUUUACGAUGGAAGAGUCAUGCCAGUCGAAGACAGAGCAUAUCGGAGUCGAGUACUGGGGUGUGAACCUCCCUGAAGGAGUAAACGGAUACCGCAAGGUCCCCCUGGAGGACGGUAGCAAACACAAUAUCAACGUCUACCACAACAACACGUACAAAGGUCUGCGACUGGUCGGCGACGAAUACAGCCUCUACUACUCAGUCUGGUGUAGCAACGAGGUGGAGCUCUAUGACCUGACCACUGAUCCCUACCAAAUCACCAACCUUGCGUCGAACCGCGUUCGAUUUGCAAACCACACGGUGGCGGGUCGUCCUCUGCACCAGGUCAUCAACCGUCUGGACGCCCUGAUGAUGGUGGUCAAAUCGUGCAAGGAAGAUUCCUGCCGCGAACCCUGGAAGGAGCUGCACCCUGGGGGAUACGUCGAGAACCUGAAGGCGGCGCUGAGCCCGGCCUAUGAUGCUUUCUAUGCGCGACAGCCGAAGGUGCACUUCCGCAACUGCGAAGAAGGCUAUUUGAUUUCGGCCGAGGGGGCGCAAUCAAUCCAUCCGUAUAAGCGCAAGCAACGCCGGAUCUUUGACUACGGCGACCAUUUAGGAUUUUUCAGCUAG